AUGGGGAAGGGGAAGGGGAAGAAGAAGGCGAAAGAGAAGGGGUCUUCGUCCGCUGCUAUAGGACCGGAGGAGUCCAUGUUGUUUGUGUUCCGUAACAGCAAAGACCAGCUGGAGGUCCAUCGAAAAGCCCUUCAAAUGCUUAAUAGCAUCAAUGGGCCCAUUAUUGUGGUCUCUGUUUGCGGAAGCGCUAAGCAAGGCAAAAGUUACCUUCUGAAUAAGCUUUUCCAAGGACAUGCUGAAUUUCUAGUUAAAUAUCCAUGUAAGAAUGGUCUUCGCUUGAGUAAACCAAUCCAGAAAACUACUUCAAAUGGAACCAAAUAUAAUAUUUUGGUGAUAGAUACCGAAGCAAUUGAUCAAAUAGGAACAUACAACACUGAAAUAUUUUCUUUGGCCAUACUUCUAUCAAAUCUGAUCAUUUACAAUCAGAUGGGUGGUAUUAAUGAAGCUGCUUUGGAUAGGCUAGCAUUUGUCAUACAAAUGACAGAGCAUAUAAAAAAUAAAGCGGAGAAAGCAAAAGACAUUGAUAGAAAACUUGGAUCACAACAUUUUGUCUGGUUGCUUAGGAUCGCAUUGCUAACUUCUAAAGUCUUCCGUCAAACAAAACAGGACUUUUACUUGAAAUCAGAAAGAUACAUGGAGUUUGCACUGGCUAAUGUUAAAGGUGAUGGAAAUGAUGUAUCUACUAAAAAUGAGAUUAGGAAUUCCAUUUGUGCUUAUUUUCCCAAGAGGUACUGCUUUACUCUAGCGCCACCUUGGAUUGAAAAGAAAGACUUGCAAAAGGAGGAACCUGGGCCAGAAUUCAUGAAAGAUAUUUAUCUCUUAGAGACUUUGUGCUCAAACAAGUCGAGGAUCAAGUUCAUAGUUUCACGGAAGCAAGGGGUGAAAAAACUUAUGCUGAAGCUGUUAAGUUUUAUAUGUCUGGUUUUGCCUCCGACCCUUUUCCUUCUUUUUGAAAAUGCUGCAAAGAAAAUUCAGGAAUCCACACCUAAAUUUAAUAAUCCUACUAUUCAAGUAACACAUGUGAAGCAUUUUCAACAGUUUAUUGAAAGGGAAUUGCAGGUAGUCUACUAG
Molecule: messenger RNA, 1071 nt
Organism: Ipomoea triloba (trilobed morning glory)
Lineage: Eukaryota; Viridiplantae; Streptophyta; Magnoliopsida; Solanales; Convolvulaceae
Product: guanylate-binding protein 2-like
Exons: 9
Coding region: 1-1071 (356 amino acids)
Molecular function (GO): GTP binding; GTPase activity
Source: RefSeq, a predicted model, not a curated record